GGCAUCAAAAAAUAUAUGGACCUGGACCAACCAAACCCCGCCUCACUCUCUGGGAAAUUGCAAAUAAAGAGCCUGUUGACCCAAAUUUGCAACCUAAACAUGAGUAUGGAGGCAACUGCGUCGAGCGGAGGAGGACCGGCGCCGUUCCUUUUAAAGACGUACGAUAUGGUUGAUGACUCAUCCACAGACGAGAUCGUCUCUUGGAGUUCCAACAAGAACAGUUUCGUGGUCUGGAACCCUCCGGAGUUCGCUCGUCUUCUUCUUCCUACCUAUUUCAAACACAACAAUUUUUCUAGCUUCAUUAGACAGCUUAAUACUUACGGAUUCCGAAAAAUUGAUCCGGAGAAAUGGGAAUUUUCAAAUGAAGAUUUUGUCAAAGAUCAAAAGCAUCUUCUUAAAAAUAUUCACCGUAGGAAACCUAUUCACAGCCAUAGUCACCCACAAGGGUCUUCAAUGGAUCCUGAGAGAACAGCAUUUGAGGAAGAAAUUGAGAAGUUAUCAUGUGAGAAAGCUGCACUGGAGUCAAAUAUUUUAAGGGUCAAACAACAGCAGUCAUCAGCAAAGCUUCAGUUAGAAGACAUGACACACAGAGUGGAUACUAUGCAGCAGAGACAGGAUAGUAUAUGGUCCUUCUUGGAGAAAGCUAUUCAGAACCCUUCUUUUGUUGAACAUCUUGCUCGUAAGAUUGAGUCUAUGGAUAUCUCAGCAUAUAAGAAGAAAAGACGAGUGCCGCAAAUUGAUUACUCAAAGACUGUUGAAAGUAGUCUGUUGGACAACAAUAGUAGUUCUCGACCUGAGUUUGCUAAUAUUUUCCACCAAGAUUUCUCAAGCAAGCUGAGACUAGAAUUAUCUCCGGCUGUUUCAGAUAUUAACUUGAUUUCACAUAGCACACAGAGUUCCAAUGAAGAUGGGGGAAGUCCGCAGAGGAAAAUAUCUGAAGGGGACACUAAAGAGGCACAGACAAGAUUAGAAGGCAAUUUAUUUGUGCCUGAAACAUUUGAACUUUCUGAUACUGGGACAUCUUUUACGUUUAAAAAGGAUUCAUUCUUCCCAAGAAAAGCAUCAGCAAAUGACAGCCAGAGGGUUCAUUCCAUGCAGCAGAGAUUGACUUCAAGUGAAGAUGUGGAUGGCCAUCUUUCCUGCCACUUAAACUUAACCUUGGCAUCUUCUCCUUUGCAAGUUAACAAAGGCUUUUAUUCAUCAACAGUAUCCCAACCUAAUCAAGAUAUUGGAAGAGCAGCAGAGUCAAGGUAUAAUUCCAAUGAAAAAGAAUCUGAUACUAGAUCUUUUCCGAAGAACAAGAAUCUGGGUAAUGAGGAUGUGACACUAUCUUAUUCGCAAGAGGCUGCAAAUAAUAAUCCUGGGCCUGUGACUGGCCCAGCUCGAAUAAAUGAUGUAUUCUGGGAACAAUUCCUUACUGAAAGACCUGGUUCUUCAGAUAAUGAAGAGGCAAGUUCUUGUUAUAGGGCAAAUCCACACGAAGAGCAAGAAGAUAGAAGGCCGGGCCAAGGAAUAUCCAGAAAUACUAAGAAUAUAGAACAGCUUACUCUUUGAGCACCGAAGUCAAUAAACCCUGUGGAAGUUUGCAAAAGGAAUGUUUACAGUUUCCUAUGUGCCAUGGUUCUGAAGAUUGCAAUGAUUGCGUGGCCUUAAUUAAUUCUGUGAUUGUCUUCAGAUCCAGCUGUUGGUCUUCCUGAUGUACAUAUUUCUUGUAUUAGAAAUUCUAAUUGAGUUUCUGACUUGAAGUCCAUAUUAAGAUGUCAAACCAUUCUUCCUGAAUAAUUCUUCUAUAUAUGCUACACUGUUUCUGUUACCA
This is a messenger RNA of Mangifera indica (mango), 1816 nucleotides long. Its product is annotated as heat stress transcription factor A-5-like. Gene Ontology annotation, molecular function: RNA polymerase II cis-regulatory region sequence-specific DNA binding; DNA-binding transcription factor activity. The transcript has 4 exons. Gene Ontology annotation, cellular component: nucleus. The record is from RefSeq and is a predicted model, not a curated record. Lineage: Eukaryota; Viridiplantae; Streptophyta; Magnoliopsida; Sapindales; Anacardiaceae. Bases 16 to 1554 code for a protein of 512 amino acids. Gene Ontology annotation, biological process: regulation of transcription by RNA polymerase II.